AUGAAGUUGUUCGUGAUAUUCCUCAGUGCUGUAGCAGUGGCUUCUACCAGCCCUGUAGCGCAAGAAGAUUCAGUGAUCAAAUUGGUUGCGGGAAAUUUUGUGAAUUGCAUGAAUAGUGAUUUAAGUUUGUGCUUAAAGGAACAUGCACUCAAAGCAGCUGAAAGACUAGGAACUGUUCGCAAAUUGAACAUAAUCGAAGGAGUAACUCUUUACAAUAACGUUCCCAAAGAAGGCAGAAGUUUUGAGCCUCUUUCUACUGAGCCAGAAACCAGGAAUAAGCAGAUCACUGAAAGAUUGUGGGAAAGUACUACCGAUCUUCUUCAGAAAAGUGACUUAGAGCUAAGCUUCAACGGUGGUGAGGAAGAAGAAGAAGAAGAAUCUAGAGCUAUUGGAGAUGUUGACGAAGGCCGUGGCAAGAAGAAGAAGCAGCUAAAGAAGAAAUUGAAACUGCUCAUCCCUCUCGUGAUUUUAGCUAAAGUUAAAGCUGUUGUACUUGUUAUACUCUCCUUAUUGGUCAUUGCGGCCUCUAUAUUCAAACUCGCUGUUUUGGCAAAGAUCGCUUUCAUCGCCAAGGUCAUCGCCAUCAUCAAAGCUCUUCUGGCUAAGAAGCAUGCUCAUCAAGAAGAACAUAUUUGGGCUACUCCCCAUGAAGAGCACGGCCAUCAAAGUGCUGGAUGGGAAGGAGGCUGGUCUCGUUCAAGGAAUGAAGCCAACAAUCUCGCUUAUUCUGCCUAUCAAAAG
Messenger RNA from Brenthis ino (lesser marbled fritillary), 741 nucleotides. Lineage: Eukaryota; Metazoa; Arthropoda; Insecta; Lepidoptera; Nymphalidae. The record is from the annotation of a GenBank genome assembly.